This is a messenger RNA of Pterocles gutturalis (yellow-throated sandgrouse), 666 nucleotides long. RefSeq names its product nucleoporin p58/p45-like. Gene Ontology annotation, biological process: nucleocytoplasmic transport. Gene Ontology annotation, cellular component: nuclear pore. The record is from RefSeq and is a predicted model, not a curated record. Gene Ontology annotation, molecular function: structural constituent of nuclear pore. NCBI's taxonomy places the organism in Eukaryota, Metazoa, Chordata, Aves, Pterocliformes, Pteroclidae. The transcript has 7 exons. The annotation marks the transcript as partial.
CUCAACAGGAGGACUUAAUUUUGGAACUCUGGGCUCUUCCACUGCUACAGCAACUACAUCGGCUCCUUCAGUGGGCUUUGGGAGUGGACUUUUUGGAUCGAAAUCAACUACUGGCUUUACACUAGGAGGCACCAGUACAGGAACAGCAACAACUAUUGCUACAGGACUGACACUAGGCACACCUGCCACCACAUCAGCAGCUACCACUGGCUUUAGUUUAGGUUUCAACAAACCUGCAGGUUCAGCCACGCCAUUUGCUUUACCUGUUACUUCUACCUCAGCGGGUGGCCUGUCAUUAUCAUCUGCUCUUACAUCGACUCCUGCAACAGGAAAUACUGGCUUUACAUUAAAUUUGGGUGGUACAACUGCGCCAACUACGACUGCAUCCACAGGCCUUUCCUUAGGAGGAGCCCUAGCAGGUUUAGGGGGUUCACUCUUCCAGAAUACAAGCAUGGCAGCAACAGGACUUGGACAGAAUGCUUUGGGUUUGACUCUGGGGGCAACUGCAGCUCCUUCAACUACUGCCAGUGAAGGUCUUGGUGGCAUCGAUUUUAGUAGUUCUUCAGACAAAAAGAGUGACAAAACAGGAACAAGACCAGAAGAUAGCAAAGCCCUAAAGGAUGAAAAUCUACCUCCAGUGAUCUGUCAAGAUGUAGAAAAUCUACA